AUGCCCGACUUCGAGAAGCGGGCGGCCAGGUGGACCUGGCUCUACAAAGCGCUCUGUAACAAGGCCAUAGCAGAAUGGUUUCUUUCCGACCUGACAAAGAGCCAUGUCCACCAUGUGGACAUGUGGAAGUUGUGGAAGCCGGAGAAGCUGGCGGCAGUCCUCAAUCAGCAGGUGGUUAUCAUCAGUGGAUUGGACGCUCGCCGGCCGGAGAUUGAGAUGAGGGGGCAAGGAGCCCGAGAGCGCAACGUGACUGGGACGACAGCGACGAUGUCCACGGAGACUACGACAACCGCGAGCCAGCCUCCCCCAUCUUGGAAGCACUACCCGCUCAGGGUACUACCAUCAUGGUAUUUGGCCAAGAAUGACAAUUCCGAGGAUCAGCACUGGACCCCAAACACUUUUGUCGACCCGGGGUUUCAGGAGAACGAUACCAUGUCCGACAUCUACCUUUACUAG
This is a messenger RNA of Parathielavia appendiculata, 456 nucleotides long. RefSeq lists its product as uncharacterized. The record is from RefSeq and is a predicted model, not a curated record. The transcript has 3 exons. NCBI's taxonomy places the organism in Eukaryota, Fungi, Ascomycota, Sordariomycetes, Sordariales, Chaetomiaceae. Bases 1 to 456 code for a protein of 151 amino acids.